ACCUACCGGCCCACCUAUCAUUCUAUCUCCUGAACAGACUCUCAGCUACUCCUCUGCCUCUCUGUGGGUCUCUUUUUUUUUUACUUCUUUUCUGUCUUUUCCAUCCUCAUUUCCUACCUCUUUUUCUCUCCUGACACUUUUAUCUCUCUUUUUAAUUCUCUCGUCUAUUUCUGUCUCUUUAUCUUCCUCCCUCCCUCCCUCUCUAUCUCUCUUCCAGAUGUCAGGCUUCUUUUUGCUGUAUGUUAUACAUGCACAGCUUAUCCAUGCCCACACAAAUCCAACAGGAUUCCUUGAUUUUUCUAUCUGGAAGAGUAACAAAUAAAACAGAGGACAGAGGGAUAAAAUAUCAUAGUAUCAGGAGCAGUAACUCAGACGAUGUCCAGACUGUGAGGAAUAAACACAGGAACAACCCCGGCCUUGGAACAUGAUUGGCUGUAAAGGCCUGGAGGGGUGAGAACCUGAGAUUUGGCCGCUUCAAUGGCGUGGACCGAGCCACGGUCGCGUCCAGACCCAAAGCCCGAACCAAAACUGAAACCUUACAAUCUCAGGACUCAUGCAACUUUUUUAUCAGCCAUCCUUCAAAUCCAGCCUUCAGUUUUGUUGACCCUCCUUCUCCUGCUUGCUGCCUUUGCUGACCUUGGUAUUGCCGGUUCCCCCAGCCAGCUCCGCCCCCCUCUCCUGUCUGGACAACCUUUUAUCAUCUUUUGGGGCAUCCCUGACUCUUCCUGCUCAGGUCGGCCAGAUCCCAGAUCUUUUGGGAUGGAACGAGAGGGCCGCGUGGCAGUCUUUUACGAGGACACACUUGGGAACUACCCAUAUUUUGUGGACAAAGACACACCGGUCAAUGGGGGGCUACCACAACACACACGGCUGGACAACCACCUCCAAAAGACACAGCAGGACUUGGAGGCAGCUUUACCUGCCCCGAGGUACCUCGGGCUGGGGGUGCUGCGCUGGGCAGAGUGGGUCCCCCAGUGGUCAAGGAACCGAGAUAGGAAGGCCAUGUAUCUGGAGGCAUCAAGGAACUUGCUGAAGUCUUUCUUUCCUUCCUGGACCCCAGAAGAGGUGGAGAAGUGGUCACAGGUGGACUUUGAGGCAGCAGCCCAGUCAGUAAUGAUGGAGACUCUCCGGGAGGUGAAAAGGUUAAGACCCAAAGCAUUAUGGGGCGUCUCCCCUUACCCCAGCUGCUACAAUGGUGAUCCCACCCAAACCAUGUUAGCCAAUUACACCGGCCAGUGCCCUGCUGCAGAAAUGGCCCUUAACGACGAGCUUCUGUGGCUAUGGAAACGAUGCUCCGCCCUCUACCCUGUCCUUACCCUGGAGAAGCUGCAGGGUGGGACAGCUGGAGCCAUGCUUUAUUUGUCCAGUCAAAUCAGAGAAGCACUUCGCGUAUCAUCUCUGACUGGGAUGCCGUUUGAUCUUCCUGUAUUCCCACUGGUCAAGAGCGUCUACGCCUCCACUAAUACUUUCCUGUCUCAGGCAGACCUGGUGAGCACCAUAGGAGAGAGCGCUGCCAUGGGAACAGCCGGGGUUGUCAUCUGGGAGAGAAGUGAGACUAAGACAGAGAGAGAGUGUCAAGACCUGGCCGAGUUUGUCCGUAAGGUCCUGGGACCCUACACCACCAACGUAACCAUGGCAACUCGACUCUGCUCAGCCUCUCUGUGCCAGGGAAAGGGCCGAUGUGUCCGUCAAAAUCCAGAAAGCUCCGCCUAUCUCCACCUCCCAGCCCCAUCUGAAGUGGUGGAGAAGGUGACAGAAAAGCCAGAGGCAGCAAAAGCCACAGAUCAGCCGGACACAAUCACUAAGCCAGAUGAACCAGACCCUGCAGAGAUCUGGAAGAAGGACUUUCAGUGCCAGUGGUACAAGACUGCAGACGGGGAUGUCUCAGACCAGCAGUCCCCCAAAGAUGGAGCGUCUGUUGGGGGUACCGUAGAAGAAAACACUGGAGAUGUAAUGGGGACUACAACCCCUUCUUCGACAACAAAAGGUGCCUCUGUGACUGAGUUAAGAGGAAGCACCACACCUGCAGGUAGAAGUACAACGCCUUUACUGGAAGUCAUUACAGACGGUGGUUCAAAUCCACUCAGUGCUCCAAACCUGACUGUUCUGCUGUUGCUGGUGGCUGGAAGUCUAUGCCUGGAACCUUAAAACCAGCCUUCACUGGGAAGGUCUGGGCUACAACUGCAAUAUGAGCCCUUCUGAAGUGCCCUUGAGCAAGACACUAAAUCCCUGCCAGCUCUGGACAUGCUGCUUUAUAGCUGAACAACCUGAAUAGACAAUCAUUUAAAAAAAAAGACAAACAAACAACAAACUAUGUCCAGAAGCCUAUCACUGAAUGUGCCAAGAGACGGUGGUACAAACACUAGUCACUUUUUUCAGUUUCUACAGGCUGUAUUUUAUGUGACAUACUAGAUUUAGACUGACCUAUCGGUGUGCUGAUAUCAGCUUAUUGUCAUAUCAAAUCAGUCAUUCAACCUGACCACAGAUACAUGAAAGCAGUCUGUUACCUGCACUGAUGUUUCAUUUUCUUUGCACUUUUUGUUUAUACAUUUACUUGUCAAUGCUUUGUUAUGUGGAAAUUACUACUUCAUUUAAGGCCUAAUGUACUCAGGAGUUUCUCUUUCCUAUGAGUUGAUGUGCUGGGUUAAAGGGCCGAAGAGACAGAAUAAGACAGAAACAUAAAACCUGUUGUCAACAGAUUUAAUGGGGACUAUUUCUUCAGUAGUUUCAAUGAAAACUGUUGACAC
Messenger RNA from Dicentrarchus labrax (European seabass), 2747 nucleotides. Its product is annotated as Glyco_hydro_56 domain-containing protein. Gene Ontology annotation, biological process: hyaluronan catabolic process; carbohydrate metabolic process. Lineage: Eukaryota; Metazoa; Chordata; Actinopteri; Moronidae. Gene Ontology annotation, molecular function: hyalurononglucosaminidase activity. The transcript is spliced from 7 exons. The record is from RefSeq and is a predicted model, not a curated record. Bases 478 to 2148 code for a protein of 556 amino acids.